AUCAUUGAAGAUCUCGAAUCACUUGAACGGCUUGACAUAUCCGGGAAUCCGUUUCUUUGUGACUCAGGAAUAGCAAAGCUUAUCUUCGCCGUUGAGGAUCGAUACAAAGUUGCUGCCAAGGAGGGCAAGGAGUUCCUCUUUGAAAACGCGAACGACACUCUCUGCGAUCGACCUUACACGUUACGACAUCAACCACUACUGGACGUCGACACAAACGAGCUACAACCUUACGACGAGAAACUCGAUACCACCACUCCAUUAAUGACCAGCACCACUGAAUCACGGGUAACCGCUGCAGAAGAGACCACACCGUUCACUCUUCCAGAUCUCUUCGUCGGCGCAAAAACGAACGAUACGCUCUUUAAAGAAGAACCACGACGUGAAGUUUACGAUCUCAACAAAGCAAACGAUCCAAAGAACGCCAUGGAACAGCAGAAUGGUAUUGCUUCGGCUAAUUGUUUCUGGCUAAAAGAUUAUGUACACACCUUCUACUGCUGGAUCGGAUUCUCAUUAGAAAGGAACAACCCCUACCACGGGAAAAGGUUUAGCCAUUCACCCAGCCAACCUUGCCAACAUGCUAUGUAA
Molecule: messenger RNA, 585 nt
Organism: Cooperia oncophora
Lineage: Eukaryota; Metazoa; Nematoda; Chromadorea; Rhabditida; Trichostrongylidae
Source: the annotation of a GenBank genome assembly